AUGAGCUGGAGUUUUUUAACCCGUCUUCUAGAAGAAAUUCACAAUCACUCCACCUUUGUGGGGAAGGUCUGGCUCACAGUCCUAAUCAUCUUCCGAAUAGUCUUAACUGCCGUCGGCGGAGAAUCGAUUUACUCCGAUGAACAAAGUAAAUUUACGUGUAACACAAAGCAGCCGGGCUGCGAGAACGUCUGCUAUGACUCCUUUGCACCGCUGUCACACGUACGGUUUUGGGUCUUCCAGAUCAUCAUGAUAUCGGCUCCAUCGGUUAUGUACCUGGGCUAUGCCAUCCACAAGAUUGCCCGGGCUGCCGAGCGGACGGGCGAAAACGUAGAAGAUCCUGAGGAUGACGAGGAGGAGCCCAUGAUCUAUGAGGCUCCAACAGAACCAGAAAAAGUGGAAAACAAAGACAAAGAAAACAAAAAACAUGAUGGUCGAACGCGUAUUAAAGAAGACGGACUGAUGAAAAUGUACGUCUUUCAGCUUUUGUCAAGGGUUGUUUUUGAGGUUGGCUUUUUGAUAGGUCAAUAUUAUUUGUAUGGCUUCCAAGUCUUGGCCAAUUUCCAGUGCAGCACAUUCCCGUGUCCACACAUUGUAGACUGUUUUGUGUCUAGACCAACAGAGAAGACAGUAUUUCUGCUGAUUAUGUAUGUUGUGAGCUGCCUGUGCUUGUUGCUCAAUAUCUGUGAGAUGUUUCACCUCGGAAUUGGGACCCUGAGGGACGUAAUUCGCAGCAAGAGGACUACUACCACCAGGCAGCCACCCUACAAUUAUUCAUACCCAAAGAAUAUCACUUGCCCUCCAGAAUACAAUAUGGUGGUGAAGUCCGACAAGUCCACAAAAGUGCCCAAUAGCGUCAUGGCCCAUGAACAAAACUUGGCCAACGUUGCCCAAGAACAGAAUUGCACAAGCCCUGACGACAACGUUCCAUCAGACCUCACCACCUUACAUAAACAUUUGAGGGUUGCCCAAGAACAGUUAGACAUUGCAUUCCAGAGCUAUAACUCUCAGGUCAAUGGCCAGACAUCAAGGACCAGUAGUCCUGCUUCUGGGGGGACGGUGGUGGAGCAAAAUCGGGUAAACACUGCACAUGAAAAGCAAGAAACAAAGCCCAAGGCUAGCUCAGAUAAAAGUAGUACCAGCAGCAAAGAUGGAAAAACUUCCGUAUGGAUUUAA
This is a messenger RNA of Staurois parvus, 1173 nucleotides long. The record is from the annotation of a GenBank genome assembly. Lineage: Eukaryota; Metazoa; Chordata; Amphibia; Anura; Ranidae.